GUGAGAAGAGAUGGCUGCUAUUAGUACUAGCAGCAGCCACGCUGAUGUUGCAGCACAGUACUGCAUCAACUGAUGAUGGGGUUGGGAGCAGCCGCCUGGCGAAGCCCGGCUGCUCAGACAAAUGUGGCAACGUCAGCAUCCCCUACCCGUUCGGUAUCGGGAAAGCCUGCUCCUUGGACUUGGAGGGCUUCCAAGUUUACUGCCAUCCAGAUAACAUCGCAAUACUAAACCCUUUCGGCACACCUCUAUUAGAGAUCAAUCUGGCAUUUGGCGAGGCUCGCGUUCAGAAUUACAUAGCACGGGCCUGCAACAUUACCGAGUCUGGUGAUUUUACUAACAAAUUAUUUCCGGUUCGCCGUUCUUUCAUGGUUUCCAGAACCAAGAACAUAUUCACAGCAAUUGGGUGUCAAACCAAUGCACUCAUCGCAGGGGACAUAGUGACACCCAUUGAGGGGGGUGGAGGAGAUCAUGAAUUCUACGUUGUCAGUGCAUGUGGAUUAUUCUGCAGCCUAGACGACACCUAUAUUAAUAGUAAUAAUAGCGCAGUUUGUUCUGGCAGAGGUUGUUGUCAGUCUGAACUUCCAUCAAACCUGAGGUCGUUCUUCCCCAUAUUUAUAAACCAGAGCUCCAUCAUCAUCACAGAUCCGAAUUUCAGCCAGUGCAGCUACGCAUUCAUCUCUGAGAAAGGCUGGUUUACAUUUCAUCCUUCCUAUGUCAGACCACACGGUUUUGAAAGGGUAUAUCGUCGUCAAGACAUGGCUCCCUUGGUCCUCGAUUGGGUUGUUGGGAAUGCAUCCUGUGAAGCCGCCAAGCAGAUGGGAUCAGCAUAUGCAUGCGCUGCCGACAACAGCAUAUGCAUCGAUGUGCCCGGUGCUCCAGGGUAUCGCUGCAACUGCUCUCCAGGUUACGAGGGAAACCCGUACCUGGACGGAGGCUGCACAGACAUCAAUGAGUGUGAUUCCCCGUUCCAGCAUCGUCCUUGCAUUAACAAUACCUGCACCAACACCAUUGGGAGCUACAACUGUUCCUGCCCUGCGGGAACUCAGAGCAAUGAUCCGAGGAACAUACCCUGCACUCCAAUUCCUGCCCCGAACAAUAAGCAACCUCAAGUGAAGGUGGUUAUAGGCACUUCUAUCGGCUUCGUCCUCCUCAUUGUUUGUAUAUCUGCUCUGCUGAUCCAAUGUCAAAUAAAGAAGUUGGAAAAAGAGAAGGAAAAGUUCUUCAAACAAAAUGGUGGUAAUAUAUUAUACCAACAAAUCCUCUCGAAACAAAUCGAUACGGUGAUAAUAUUCACAAUUGAAGAUUUAAAGAAGGCGACAAAUAAUUACGAUAGAAGUAGGGAACUAGGCAUAGGUGGCCAUGGCACUGUCUACAAGGGCAUUCUAGAUGAUAACAAGGUAGUAGCUGUGAAGCGGUCGAAGAUUAUGAAUGUGGUUCAUGCCGAAGAAUUUGUGCAGGAGAUUAUUAUAUUGUCGCAGCUUAACCACCGGAAUGUUGUCAGACUUCUGGGCUGUUGCUUGGAAGUGGAAGUGCCCAUAUUAGUUUACGAAUAUAUUCCAAAUGGAACUCUCUUUCAAUUGAUCCAUGAAAACCGCGGUAGAGCACCAGUUUCAUUAGAAGACCGUCUGAGGAUCGCUCAAGAAUCUGCUGAAGCAUUGGAAUAUCUACAUCUUUCCAUCAACCGCCCUAUUGUUCAUGGAGAUGUGAAGUCUCUUAAUAUUCUUCUAGACGACAAGUUCAUGGCAAAAGUGACCGAUUUUGGGGCAUCAAGGAUUCUUCCUAAGGAUGAAGUUCAGCUCAUGACAAUGGUCCAAGGAACUCUAGGCUACCUAGACCCUGAAUACUUGCAAGAGAGAAAAUUGACAGAGAAAAGUGAUGUCUACAGCUUUGGGGUUGUGCUUCUAGAGCUGAUCACAAGGAAGACAGCAAUAUACUAUGAGAGGCCUGGUGAAGGGAAAAAUCUUGCGUCAUCUUUUUUGGAAGCGAUGAAAGGUAACAGAGUUGGAUGUAUGUUGGACUCUAGCAUAAUGGCCGUGGGAAUGGAGGAAAUGUUCCAAGAGGUUGCUGAGCUGGCUAGUGGAUGCUUGAGCUUGGAAGGGGACGAGAGGCCUUCCAUGACCCAAGUGGCUGACAAGCUGAAGGCUAUACGAAGUGCCUGGAGAGAGGCAUUGUUGUUGAAGCACGAAGAAACUCAGAAUCUAACUGAGAAGGUGGGCUUGGAUUCUUCUAUUUGUGAGCUACCGCCUAGCAGUUACUGGACAGCGCGAAUACUGGCGCUGAAUAUCGAAACGCCACAUGUGGACCCUGCUGGUACUAGUUAGGCAUCAUGUAGUCACGGAAUUAUAUUGUAGAUUUUUAGCUCAUCAUCAAUGGUGUAAAGAACUAAACCAUGUAGCGCAAUUGCUUACUCUGUAUUUUUGUUGGGAUGUUUCUGUAUUUUCGCUGAUUACUGUGGGGAUUAGUUGAAGAGUUAUUUUUGUUCUUCUUGAUACCAAAAAAUAGGUAAUUUGGAGCCUA
This is a messenger RNA of Panicum virgatum (switchgrass), 2517 nucleotides long. Its product is annotated as wall-associated receptor kinase 2-like. The coding region runs from base 45 to 2321 and encodes 758 amino acids. Gene Ontology annotation, molecular function: calcium ion binding; polysaccharide binding; ATP binding. The record is from RefSeq and is a predicted model, not a curated record. The transcript is spliced from 3 exons. NCBI's taxonomy places the organism in Eukaryota, Viridiplantae, Streptophyta, Magnoliopsida, Poales, Poaceae. Gene Ontology annotation, biological process: cell surface receptor signaling pathway; protein phosphorylation. Gene Ontology annotation, cellular component: plasma membrane.